UUGCCUGUUCUAGUAUUUCUGCUGUGCAUGAAGUUUUUUAUUGCAAGUAUUCCGUUAGAUGUGCCUGUUUGAGUCUCACUGUUUUUUUGCAUUCGAUUUUUUAUUCUCGUAUAUAGAGUAAUAUUCGUUUAUUAUAGAGGUGCUUUAAUGUGAGAAUGUGAGACAGAUUCCUUCACUUAGGGGGGGUGAAGCCAUUUAUUGUAAUUGUUUUGGGGCUAAGGAGGACAGUCCUAGACUUGGAGGUUGAAAUGCAUCUAUAGUUUAAUAAUCAGUUGAGCCAUUCAAGCAUGAGAAAAAAGUAGCGAUGGAUCUCCCAAAGACAAAGAAGAGAAGAAGUACACGCCUCCUCCUCAAGCAUGAGAAAAAAGUAGCUGAAGGUGAACCCAAGACUACCUUUGUAUGUUUGCCUCCAGAAAUCAUCAAGCACAUUCUCUCCAGGCUGCCCAAUGUCAAAUCAAUUUUACAGUCGAUGUCGGUUUGUCGUUCGUGGGAACUCUGUGCUCGUGAUCCCUAUGAUAUUCAAUUGCACUUCUCUCAGAGUAGUGUUACCCAGUCUAAACUCCUCUAUCUCUAUUCAUCUUUUAAAAAUGAACUCCACUCUGUUGAUUUUUCUGACAUCAAUGAAAAAGGACUGAUUGGGUUUCAUCCAGUUACCAAAGAUUACAAAGCAUUUUGUAUACCCAUCACAUCAAAUCGGGAUGAUUCUAGGUCAAGAGCCUAUGUAUACAGUCUGUGUAGGAAUGAAUGGAUACCAUUAGGAGAGUUGCCUUAUAAAAUAGACAGGUUUUGUACCGAAGGAGUUUUGGUCCAUGGGAGACUCCACUGGCUUACUGUGCAAAACAAAGGGAAAUCAAAUCCUUUUCCUAAUAUAAUAUCAAUUGACCUCAUGGAUUAUUCUGUCAAGGAGGUUCCCAUGCCUACAGAGGUUAUAUUUCGAAAAAGUAAGAGAUCUCAACAUGUUGAUUUAGGCGGCUGUCUUUCGGUUGGCGUAAGAAGAAAUGAUUCAAGGAUGCAUAUUUGGGUGAUGAAAACAUACGGAAUGGAAUCGUCUUGGGUGAAGCAGUAUGUUUUUGGAAGCGAGUUUCUUAAAUUUGAUCGCAAAUUUUGGUGCCUUCGUGAGGAAAUGUUAUUGAUUGUAUGCCUUCUUAAUAAUGAGGAAAUCUUGAUAAGUUAAGAUGGAUAUUGUGAUGGAACUUUGGCUUCAUACAAUUUUGUUACUAAAAGUUGUAAGAUUCUCACUUUUGGUGGAACAUUGCCCAGAUAUCCAUUUAGGAUAGAAUAUGACACACGCUGGUUAGCUUAAAACAUCAUUUGACUCACAUUCAGAUAAUGCUUUCUUGAUCAUGCAGCUGCUAUUGACUGAUAUCAUUAGGUUCUGAUAUUCAAGAGUCAGAGGAAAAGAAUUCUGUGAGGGGAAAGAGGGCAGGC
This is a messenger RNA of Cuscuta epithymum, 1428 nucleotides long. The record is from the annotation of a GenBank genome assembly. NCBI's taxonomy places the organism in Eukaryota, Viridiplantae, Streptophyta, Magnoliopsida, Solanales, Convolvulaceae.